Paramecium octaurelia is the source of this 1089-nucleotide messenger RNA. The record is from the annotation of a GenBank genome assembly. Lineage: Eukaryota; Ciliophora; Oligohymenophorea; Peniculida; Parameciidae.
AUGCACACGCUCAUUAUUUCUGUUGUAUAAUAUUUAAAGAAAGGAAAGAAGAAGAAACCAAAACAAAACAAGUAAUAAUUUCUAAAUUAUGACAAAAUUUUUGAUAGUGAUGAAGAAGUAGCCGAUGAACUCAUUCCCUAACCAAAAAUAAUGCCAUCUUAUAUAUAUGAAUUUAAUUUUGAAAAACUAUUCAAUAAUGGAAUUUCUUUGCCCUUUUAUAACUCAAACAUCCCAAUCACAUUGGUUAUUGGUGAAAUUAAUGUCGGAAAAACCCAUCUAAUCUAAUAAUUAAUGGGAGCAUCAUUAUAAAUUAUUCUGAAAAAGCAUAAUUCAAUUUUGUGUUAUCAAGAUCAAAAGCAGUGUUACAUUGAAGUUUCUAUUGAUUGGAAUGAUUUUGAGUCCGUCUUCAUUUGCAAUGUUCUACAAAAGAUAUCAAACCUUACAAUUUUAAUUAAUGAUUCAGUUAAUAAAAAAGUAUUAUCCUAAUUCGAACUUUGGAAUAACGUGGUGAUUGUACAUAAGUACCUCAUUAAAGAAUAGAAAGACUUUUUGAUUGAAUUUAGGAAGUUGAAGGAACAUAAGACUUUAAAUAAUUUCUACUACUAAAAAGGCUAGAUUCACUUAUUUUAUGAACAACAUGAAACCUACAAAUAAAUUCAGAGUAUUAAUCUAAAUAAUAAAAAUACAUUAACUAUUCUCGAAUCAGUAUAAACAACUUUAAAUUAAUCAACCUAUUUAUUGCCAUUCAAGAUUGAUCUUGUGUAUGUCAAUAAGAUUAUUUAAUUAAAGUAGUAGUUGUAAAACAAAGACAUUGUAGUCUAAUAUAUCAAAGAUUAUUAUGAAAACAAUGAGUAAAUCUUGAAAUUCAAUUAAAACAAAGAUUACACACUAAUCACAAUCACUAAACCUUAUUUAAAGAUACAAAACAUUUCUGUGGAAAUAGAGAAUUCUCAAUUACUAUUAAACAUAAUGAUUAGAGAUUUAAGAUUUGCAUUUAUCAUCCCAUUUUUAUACAAGAGAAAAUGUGGAUAUGCUCAAGUCGAGACCCAUAUUUAAUAAGAUGAUUUUAUUAUAUUAUCAUUUAGUUGA